AGGCGCAUCCGUUUUUUCUCUAUUAAAACCGUCAAUAAGAAUAAUUUGAAUUCAGUCUGACUAAUUAUUCCAGUCAGAAAUGAUCUUCAAACUAACUUUGCUUCUGUCACUGGGCGCAGCAUUGUUCGACAAUGCAGAGAGUCAUAGGGAUUCGGUAUUGAAUAUCGGGUGGCUUUUCGACAUGGAAGGCCGAGCCGACAAAAAAUCAAACGUUUGUGAAACUGACAAUUGCAAAUUAAUUGCUAAAGACUUUUUGGAGAGCAUGAACAAAUCUGUGGAUCCUUGCGAAGACUUUUACGAAUACGUCUGCGGGCAAUGGACAAAUGAGGACCUUAUUCCACCGUGGGAGUCUACUUGGUCUGUCUUUAAUAAGUACCAAUUGAUGGUUUCUGAACGAAUUAAAGGAAUUUUGGAAACAAAGCCUGAACCAAAUGAUAUUUUGCCAGUAAGACAGGCCAAAAAAUGGUAUCGUUCAUGCAUGGACACUGAGACUCUUGAAAAAAGAGGCUUGAAACCAAUCGAGUCAGUUUUGAUCCAAGUAGGAGGCUGGCCCAUGAUCAUCGACGCCGAAGAAUGGGACGAAAAUGACCAUUCAUGGCAACAAAUUGAACAUUAUUAUUUUGACAUCACUGGUUCUUAUACCUUCCAUAAAAUCACUCCAGCCUCACCAGUUUCGGAAACUUCUGAUUGGCCGUCGAUUUUUCAGUUUCCAUUCGAAAGAAAGCUCUCGAGAUUUUCAGUUGACACCCAGUACGAAGUGUACAUUGAAGAUCACCUUGAAGAGUAUUAUGAAUUCAUCAAAGGAGUUGCUAAAGAGUUCACUAGAUUCAACAGUGCAUAUAUUUCCAAGGAAACUAUGGCCAAAGACAUUAAAGAUCUGAUAGAGUUUGAAGUUGCUUUGUAUAAUCUGGAACUUGAUGAUGAAGUAAAAACUGUUGAGGAGUUUUUGAAUGAAUAUGAUGAAGCUCUUGAAGAAAUCGGUUGUGAUGAUUUGAAGAAAAUUAAUUUCCAAGAUAUAAUUAACAGAGUAUUUGAUGUGAUAAAUCAAGAAGUAAAUGAUAAGACAAGGAUCGAGCUUGCGACGCCAAAGUAUUACGCUGAAUUGACGAAAUUGCUUAAUGAAACUCCGAAAAAAACAAUAAUCAAUUACAUUCACUGGAACUUUGUGAGAGAUAUGCUCGAGUACACGACAGAAGAAAUGAGAAGUUUGAAGAACCAAUUAGAGGACACCGUUUAUGAAGCCGUUGAAAAGAAGCCGCGAUGGCUUCAGUGUACCGAUGAGAUGAAAAUGGUCAGAGCGUCAUCUUACGCGUUUGUCCAAAAGUUUUAUACUAAGGAAAUCGACAAAGAAGUACGUGAUAUGACAGAAAAUUCGCGAAAAGAGUUGGAGAAUCUUAUUGACAAAACGAGCUGGAUGGACGAAGAAACGAAGAAACUGUCGAAAGAAAAACUUAAGAAGAUGAAAAUAUUCAUUGGGUUUCCGGAAUGGUACAAGAAUAGAACUUAUGUUAUUAAUUCUUACAAAGGGUUAUUAAUUGGAUCAAAUCUCUUCGACAACAUACUAAGUUACAGAAAGUACGAAAUGAAAAAAGCUUUGUACAACGCAUUCGAUCCUACCGAAGAAUCUGCAGAUCCCAAUGAGGAAAUCGACCCGACUAUAGUCAACGCAUUUUACACCCCGGAUCAGAACAUAAUAGAACUACCUGCGGCGAAUUUCCAGCCUCCGUUGUUCACCUCUCAAAUUCCACGAAGCGUUAAUUACGGGAUGGCGGGUACUGGAAUCGGCCACGAAAUGGGCCACGGAUUUGACGUCCAUGGAAUAAAUUUUGGAGAUAACGGUACCACGACCCAAAUAUCUUCCCAAAUGUUGUCAUUGUACUACAAGCGCGCAGAGUGCUUUCUCGAUCAGUACAACAAUUAUAUAGGAGCUUCAGAGCCUGGUUACGCGAGCUGGCUCAGGUAUUUGUUUAACUACCAAGGAAAUAGUUUCGGCGCGAGAACUCAAGACGAGAACAUUGCGGAUGUUACUGGAAUCCAAGCUGUUCUUGAAGCAUACCUCAAGACACUCGAAAAAGAGGGUCCAGAUACAAAACUUCCGGGAUUUGAAGAGUAUAAUGACAAACAAAUGUUUUUCAUUUCGUUUGCCGCGACUUGGUGCGAAGCUGCAACGGAUGAAGGGGCCGAACAAAAUCUCAAGUUAGAUGUCCACAGCCCAGGUCGCUUGAGAGUUAUCGGAUCGGUUUCAAACACAGAAGCCUUCGCAAAAGAGUUCAACUGCCCAAAAGGCAGUCCCAUGAACCCUGAAGACAAAUGCACAAUUUGGGAAACCGAUUCUGGACAAAGUCUCGCCAGGCAUUCAAGAUUCCGCAAACGGAAGCGCAUUUCAAAGAUUAAAAACUGAUGAAAUUGAUUUUGUCUGUAUGAAUAGUUCAAAUAUGUCAUGAGUUAUAAUUUUAAUAAAACAUUAACAGAA
This is a messenger RNA of Cotesia glomerata, 2473 nucleotides long. RefSeq names its product membrane metallo-endopeptidase-like 1. Gene Ontology annotation, molecular function: metalloendopeptidase activity. Bases 80 to 2401 code for a protein of 773 amino acids. Gene Ontology annotation, cellular component: plasma membrane. NCBI's taxonomy places the organism in Eukaryota, Metazoa, Arthropoda, Insecta, Hymenoptera, Braconidae. The transcript has 16 exons. The record is from RefSeq and is a predicted model, not a curated record. Gene Ontology annotation, biological process: protein processing.